Molecule: messenger RNA, 5547 nt
Organism: Daucus carota subsp. sativus
Lineage: Eukaryota; Viridiplantae; Streptophyta; Magnoliopsida; Apiales; Apiaceae
Exons: 4
Coding region: 139-5274 (1711 amino acids)
Source: RefSeq, a predicted model, not a curated record
UUUGCUUAGUCACCAGGGUUUCUUUUCUUUAUAUUCCCACUCUUCUUGCCACUUCUUUAACAUCUUCACUCCUUUCUUUUUGUAGCAUCUGAAAAAAAAAAAAUAUAGUGUAGCUGAAGAUUUGAUAUUGUGCUAGCAAUGGCCACACCGAGAGAGCACAUUGAAGAGAUACGCAAGACCAAGUUUUCUAUCGGAGGAGACCCGAAUCCCCUCACGGAGGAUCUGCAUCAGGCUGUAAUGAAUCUCUCUGGCGAGCUUUAUGCUAAGGAUGUUCAUUUUCUCAUGGAGCUUAUUCAGAAUGCUGAAGACAAUGAGUAUCCGGAAGGAGUGGAUCCUUCCUUAGAGUUUGUAGUAACUUCUCGAGACAUAACUGCUACAGGGGCUCCAGCUACGUUACUGAUAUUCAACAAUGAGCGAGGCUUUACCCCCAGGAAUAUCGAGUCCAUCUGCAGUGUUGGACGCUCCACCAAGAAAGGGAAUCGCAGGCGUGGUUAUAUUGGUGAAAAAGGAAUCGGAUUCAAGAGUGUUUUCCUGAUCACUGCUCAGCCUUACAUAUUUAGUAAUGGCUAUCAGAUACGAUUCACUGAAGGACCCUGUCCACAUUGUAAUGUGGGAUAUAUAGUUCCUGAGUGGGUUGAGACGAAUCCAACUCUUUCAGUCAUUGAAAGCAUCCACGGAAUUGGUACCGCUCUUCCCACCACAACAAUAAUAUUGCCUCUGAAAGCUGACAAGGUCAAACCUGUGAAGAAUCAGCUCUCCAACAUUCAUCCGGAGAUUCUGUUGUUUCUUACGAAGAUUAAGCGGCUCUCGGUUAGAGAAGACAAUGAGGAUUCCAAACUUAACACUGUGAGUGCAAUUUCUAUUUCAAGCGAGACAAAUUUUGUCACGAGGAAGAACAUUGAUGCAGAAUCUUAUAUGCUCCAUCUUUCUGCCGAUGACACUGGUGAUGAUGAUCUAGAAAAAGAAUGUGGAUAUCAUAUGUGGAGGCAAAGAUUUCCGGUGAAGAAAGAUCACAAAGUCGAAAGAAGGAUGGAGGUAGAAGAAUGGGUAAUUACUCUAGCUUUUCCUAGUGGAAAGCGUCUUCUUAGAGGAAUGCAGUCCCCAGGGAUUUAUGCGUUUUUACCCACUGAGAUGGUGACGAACUUCCCUUUCAUUAUACAAGCAGAUUUUAUCUUAGCAUCAUCAAGGGAAAAUAUCCUCUUGGAUAACAAAUGGAAUAAAGGAAUUCUUGACUGUGUCUCUACUGCUUUUAUCAGUGCCUUUACUUCUCUCGUGAAAGAUACAGAAGCUCCCAUUUCAACUCUGCCUCGUAUGUUUGGUUUUUUGCCAGUCAAUAAAGGUCCCUACACGGAGUUGAAUGCUGUGAGGGAGUCGAUUAAGCAGAAGAUAUUAAACCAAAGUAUUGUUCCUUGUGAAUCAUACUCCGAACAGAGGUUUUUUCAUAAACCGUGUGAAGUUGGUGGGGUUUUGCCAGCCUUUUGGAAUAUUCUGGAUAAGGCUAGGGGGCAAGGUGUAGCCUUAGAUAACAUCUCCUCGCAUGGCACUUAUAUUUUAAGUUCUUCAUUUGACAAAAAGGAGUAUGAUCAAAUUCUGGAAUUCAUGGGAGUGGAAUUUGUUGGAAAUGAUUGGUAUGCUAAAUGUAUCCAGAGUUCGAAUAUUAUAUUGGGUGUGUCUGAGGAUGUUUAUUUGGAGCUUCUCCUUUUCGUAGCUGAGAAUUGGAAAUCUAGUUUUUACAGCACCAACAUGAAGAAUGCAUCAAUCUUGAAGUACGUAGAUAUUCAUGGCACUGUUUCCCUGACUAGUGUUGGUGAAGUAUCUCAGUAUUCUGGUGGAAAGCUGUUCAAAUCUACGGAGGAUCGUUAUGCAUCCUGGUUAAUCAACUGGAGUAGGGAGUUCAGAGGUGCAACAGAUCACUUGUUCAUGCCAAUUUCAACCCAACAAGCUAUUGGGUUGCUGAGUAAAAAGCGGAUCCUACUUGAUUGGCUAUCAGACCAAGCUAAUGUCAAAGCGGUGAGUGUUUAUGAUUAUGCACUUCUGCUCAACAGGUUGAUAAGUAAUGAUAAGGAGCUGGCAAUAGCAUACUGUCAUUUUGUUUAUCACACAUUUGCAAAGAAGUAUAUGUCAGAGCAGAAUGUUAAAGAAAUAUGUGGUAGCAUGCCUCUUGUUGAUAGUUAUGGGCGGAUGAUGGGGCAGAGGAGACAUGUACUUCUGCCUGCCAACGGAAGUAACUGGGUAGAGCUGAUUGGUACUAAUCCAUGGAGAACUGAAGGAUAUGUUGAGCUUGGAAAAGACUAUCUGCAACCAGCGAGCUAUGUUGGUAUUCACACAGCUAACAGAGAGUUGAUUAGUUUCUUGAAAACUUAUGUUCCAGCUUUUGAUAUACCCAACAUAUCUCCUCCAGAUGCUGUAAUCCCAACCAUGUCAGCUCCUUUAACCAGGAAAAAUGUGUUUCUGUUACUGGAUUGGAUUCGUUACUUGAGAAGGAAAGGGAUUAACAUACCCCAAAAAUUCUUGUCUUGCAUUAAGGAAGGUAGCUGGCUGAAAAUUUCUCUUAAUGGUAGUUCCAGCUACAGACCUCCGUCACAGUCAUUUAUGUUCUCGUCAUCAGGAGCACAUAUCUUACAGCGAGAAUCUGAGCUUGUUGACAUCCCGGAAGUUGAUAUGCAAUUUUAUGGCCAGAAGAUAAUGGAUUACAGGGAGGAGCUGAGAGUUGUAGGGGUGAUGUUUGAGGUAAAUGAAGCAUGCAGAUUUAUAGGAAAUCAGUUGAUGUCUAUUGCAGCAUCUUCUAACUUAUCCAGGGAUAACGUCCUUUCGAUACUCAAAUUCAUCAAGUUUUUGAGGCUUAAAUUACUUUCUCCAGCAGAAUUUAUUAAUAGCAUCAAAGGUGGGCGAUGGCUAAGAACAAAUCAAGGUGAUAGAAGCCCAGAUGAGUCAGUUUUAUACAACGAGGAGUGGAAAGCUGCUAAGGAAGUUAGUAAUAUUCCACUUAUUGAUGAAGUUUAUUAUGGAGCUAAUCUGAUGUCUUAUAAAGUAGAACUGGGGCUGAUUGGUGUGAGAGUGAACUUUGAUGGCAACUACCAACUUGUUAGUGACAACUUGAAAUCUUCGCAUUGCUUAAGUUCUCUUUCUGCUGAUGCUCUCUAUUUGAUACUGAAUUGCCUCCGGCAUUUGAGGUCAACCAGCAAUUUGGUUCAUGCUCUGAAGGAUAAGAAAUGCAUCAAAACGAAUGGUGGGUUCAAAUCUCCUGCUGAAUGCUAUUUGCCUGACUCCGAGUGGGGAUGUCUUUUACAGGUUUUUAGUUGCUUCCCGCUCAUAGAUGAAAAUUUCUAUGGAAGCAAAAUAUUGUCCUUUAAAAGUGAACUAAAGCAAAUUGGGCUAGUGGUUGAUUUAGAUGAGGCAUCGAAAAAAUUUGAAGAUGUUUUCAGGAAGCAAGCGUCGUUGCACUCCAUUGGCAAGGACAAUGUUCUUGCACUUCUGCAAUACUACAAAAAACCAAAAAGCUCCACCUUUCCAUCAAAUUUAAAGAAGUGUAUUCGUGAGGUCAAGUGGUUGCGUACUCGACUUGGUGAUUAUAGGGUGCCUGCUGAUUGCAUUCUUUAUAGCCAAUGUUGGAAAUCUAUCUCAUCAAUCUCCCUGCUCCCAUUCAUUGAUGAUAGUGAUACUCAUUAUGGGGCAACCAUCCAUGAAUAUGAAAAGGAGCUCAAGAGUAUGGGUGUUGUUUCUUCUUUUAAAGAUGGAGCACAUUUUGUUGUGAAUGGCCUUUAUUUGCCACAGGAUUCUAGCAGCAUAACUCCUGAAAAUGUGUACUCGUUGCUGGACUGUAUCCGUAAUUAUAAACCGGAGAACCACAAGCUGGAGAAUCAGGAACUUUUUCCAUCAACUUUUGUUGAAAAAAUAGGGAGAAAAUGGCUAAAAACAUAUUCAGGCUUCAACACUCCAAAGAGGUGCUUGCUCUUCAGUCCUGAUUGGGCUCGUUUAUUAGAAAGGAGUGACGGGCCUUUCCUUGAUGAAGACUUUUAUGGUUCCAGAAUUACAGAAUACAAAAAUGAGCUUCGUUCUCUGGGAGUAAUUGUUGAUGUCAGAAAUGGCUGUUCUUUGAUGGCAGAUUACCUUGACUUCCAUUCUAGUUUCACCACUGUGAGCCGAAUAUAUAACUAUUUGUUUGAAUUCAACUGGAAGCCCGAUGACGAGGACAACAAAAGAAUUUGGGUCCCCAGUGGUACUGAUAAUGGUCAGUGGGUAAGCUCUGAAGACUGUGUCAUCCAUGACAAAAAUGGUUUAUUGGGAGCGCGGUUGCAUGUUCUGGAGAAGCACUAUAAAGAUAAUAAGUUGCUGAUGUUUUUCUCUCUUACCUACGGAGUAAAAUUGAACCCCUCUAUUGACGACUAUUGUGAGAUUUGGAAGUCAUGGGAAGCUUCUGGCCACCAACUAACUCAUGAGGAGGCUUGUGCCUUCUGGGAGUUUGUCAUAAAGAACUGGAGCUCGAGGAAUGGAGAAAUUUUAGCUCAACGGUUGUUGAAAUUGCCUGUAUAUUCAGGAUCAAGUCCAAUUAAUCUGGUUAAUAAACACGACGUAUUCAUUGCUGAUGAUCUGCAGCUGAAGGAUCUUUUCGAAAGGUCUUCUUUGGGUUCACUAUUUGUUUGGUAUCCCCAACCGAGCAUGAAAUCUCUUCCCAGAACUAAGUUGCUAGAAAUUUACAGCAAAAUAGGUGUUAGAAAUAUCUCGGAAUCUGUACAGCAAGAGCUCUCUGAGGUUGAUGCUGUCAAUCUGAAGCAGCUGAAACUGAAGGAAGUAUUUAUUGGAAAAGGAUUGUUGAGGCUUAUUCUUGGCUUUCUAGCUGAUGUUUCGCCCAAAAUGGAAGUAGAUGUUAGGCAUGACAUUGUCAGACCCCUUCUUGAUGUUACCGUCCUAGAGGCAGGGGGCAAAAUAACAAUGCGCCACACGUUAUCACUCUCCUCUGGUGAAACCCUCAAUGUUGAAGCCAGGCAAAUGCUCAGAUGGGAGAAACAGAUUUCAAAGCUUUUUGUGCAGAAAUUAGACAAGGAUGGGGGACCAAAAACAACAAUCGAGUAUGCUUCACAUUUUUCUGAAGUAGUUGCUGGAGGCUUAAUAUGGGAGAAUGAAGAUCACACGCGUCAGCUGGCAGACCUUAUAAAGUUGGGUUUUCUCGUGGAAUUCAAUGAGGAGGCGAUCAUGUAUCUCAUGAAGACAAAAAAUCUGCAGACCUUUUUGGAGGAUGAAGCAUUACUUUCUGCCACCUUUCCAGAUGAAUAGAUUGUGCAUGUACGAGGUAUCGUCUGCCUCGAAAAGGUUGUUGCUGAAAUUGUUUGUAGCCAUCAGAACUUGAGAUCCUUAAGCUGCACUGCCAGAUUUCAGCAGUUAAUAAAUUUGUCAACCUUUUAAUUUCAUUGUUUUGGAUUGUGUUAUUUUGGCUUCAGUUAUGCAAGAAACAAGUUAAUAUAUAAACCGUAGUUCUUUAAGAAACUUUGUGUUCUGGUGAAGUUAUCCUCUACAAUUAGCAAUGUGAAUUUAUUUGAUUCCACACUA